Messenger RNA from Pelodiscus sinensis (Chinese soft-shelled turtle), 2052 nucleotides. The record is from RefSeq and is a predicted model, not a curated record. Lineage: Eukaryota; Metazoa; Chordata; Testudines; Trionychidae.
UGAUCUUCAAGCAAAUAAAAGAACAGCAGGCGACCUCCCAAAUGUUUAGCCCACACCAGGGGCGCCGGGCAUGCCUUACAACCCAAGCUUUAAAGGGUGUGCAGCUUGCAAACACCGGAUGCCCAACAGCCCUACACAACGUGUGCCUUUGCUGUUAGGGUGAAGAACAUCAUACUGAGAAGUUUCAAGCCCUGCACCAGAAAGGACAGGGAGCAUAGGCUCCAACAGCUCCCGAUGGAGGUGGGGUUAAAACUCACUCAGACCGAAAAAUUGGUCCACGGAGCCAGCUCGGUGCACAGUGUCCCAGCCUCUGAGAGAGACACGGCACAGAAGCGGCAUGUGGCUAAAGACUUGCAGCACUGGGGAUCCCCGGCAGUGAAAAUGACGGUUUCCCCAUGUCCGUGACGUGUUGGUCGAGGUUCUGCGGCUCCUCCCCGCCCUUGGAGCAACCAGUCGCUACCUUUUGGACUCCGUGAUCCCUGCCGGACGUCAUGAGCAUUGCAAUCCCUCUGGGAGUCACCACACCAGAUACAUCCUACUCAGAUAUGGCUGCAGGAUCUGACCCAGAGUCCGUGGAAGCUAGUCCGGCUGUCGAUGAGAAGAAUGUGUACGCCAGUCAUGGCUACGAGGCCACGCAGAGGCCCAGCUAUCGAGGGCUGCCGUAUGCAGAUCACAAUUAUGGAGCACCUCCUCCUCCGACCCCUCCCGCCUCUCCCCCGGUGCAGACCAUCAUCCCUCGUGCAGAGCUGAACGGCCUGCACUCCCCUGACGAGGAGAACUCUGGGGAUAGUGAGAGCUCCUCCGAGGGAGAGCCCGUUCCCAGCUGGUGUCACUGCACGCUUUCUCAAGAUGGCUUCCUCCUCAAGUGUGACAAAUGCAGGGGAGUGAGCAGAGGGAAAGUGAUCAGGCUUCGCCGCCGGAAGCAGGACAAUGUGUCAGGUGGAGACAGUAGUGCCACGGAGAGCUGGGAUGAGGAGCUCUCCCCCUCCACAGUGUUGUACACUGCCACACAGCACACCCCCACAAGCAUCACGCUCACUGUUAAUCGAGUGCACAGAAACAAGCCGAAGAAGAGGAAGAGGAGCAUGGAGAAAGCUCGCGCUGCACCGAAGGCCAAGAAGGUCAAGGCCUUUCGAGAGGGCUCCCGGAAAUCCCUGCGGAUGAAGAAUUCUCCUUCGGAAGCACAUGCCCUGGAUGAGAACACAGCUGAGGGGUGGGAGAACCGGAUCCGGCUCUGGACAGAUCAGUAUGAAGAAGCCUUUACUAACCAGUACAGUGCUGAUGUACAGAACCUCCUGGAGCGGCAUUUAAGCUCCAGUAAGGAAUUUGUGGGCAAAACUGCUAUGCUGGAUACAAUCAACAAGACAGAACUGGCCUGCAAUAAUACUGUGAUUGGGUCCCAGAUGCAGUUGCAGCUGGGAAGAGUGACUCGGGUUCAGAAACACCGGAAGAUCCUGAGGGCAGCCCGAGACUUGGCCUUAGACACCCUUAUCAUUGAGUACCGAGGCAAGGUGAUGCUGCGGCAGCAGUUUGAGGUCAACGGGCAUUUCUUCAAAAAGUAAGAGUGCUGCUCCGCGACCCGUGAGAGAACACGAGGGGCGUGGGGGGCCCUGCUGCCAGGGGCUGGCAGUUGUGUGCUGGGCAUAGAAAGUUAAAGGAAGCUACAAAGUGGCCCGGAUCCCUUUGGAUGAGAUUCCCGCAACUGAGCCAUUCUUCGCAGCUGGCUUCCCUGAAAAGCUGUCCCAGGCUGAGGUGUCACUAGAGGCGGUUUCGAAACAAGCGGCUCAAGAGUAACAAAUCCCCGGCGCUGGUGGCACUCGCCCAAGAGUUCUGAAGGAACUCCACCGUGAAGUGACACAGUGCUGACCUAUCGCUGCCAGCACCCUCUGCUCCAGAUCCCUGGGCAUGGCUCAUUGACGCUGCAGAAAAGGCUCUGGAGCCCAUCUUGACAGUCGCUGCCCAGUAGGCCUCGCGUCAGUGCCAGGCAGACUGCUUGGAAAUAUAGUCAAGAACAUUAUCAAGGCCCCGGAGUGCGGGGGAAGGGCCAAGGGA